Messenger RNA from Crotalus tigris (Tiger rattlesnake), 1038 nucleotides. It is a transcript of the gene CSRP2, whose product is annotated as cysteine and glycine rich protein 2. Gene Ontology annotation, molecular function: actinin binding; structural constituent of muscle. The transcript is spliced from 7 exons. Gene Ontology annotation, biological process: muscle tissue development; sarcomere organization. Bases 251 to 847 code for a protein of 198 amino acids. The record is from RefSeq and is a predicted model, not a curated record. Gene Ontology annotation, cellular component: nucleus; Z disc; cytoplasm. Lineage: Eukaryota; Metazoa; Chordata; Lepidosauria; Squamata; Viperidae.
AACGUCAGAAUGGGGCGGGGACUGGGUUGGAGAAGCCGCCCGAUGGCUCCACCUCCUCGAGAAAGCCGAUAAAUAGCCACCAAGAAGACUCUAGGUUUGUUUCUUGGAGAGCCACAACUGAGGUGGGGGAUCUAGCUGCAGCGGUGUUGAUAGGAGCCCAUUCAACCCAGAUGUCUUGAAGUGGUAAUCUACUUUUGAAGCAAUCUAUUGCAUCCUAGCCUGAAGUUGUAUUUUGUGAAAAAGACUCAAAAUGCCAAACUGGGGAGGUGGAAACAAAUGUGGAGCCUGUGGUAGAAUAGUAUACCAUGCGGAAGAAGUCCAGUGUGAUGGGAGAAGCUUCCACAGAUGUUGCUUUCUUUGUAUGGUAUGCCGGAAAAACCUGGAUAGCACAACUGUGGCCAUGCAUGAUGAAGAAAUAUACUGCAAGUCUUGUUAUGGGAAAAAAUAUGGCCCCAAAGGAUAUGGCUAUGGGCAAGGAGCAGGCACUCUCAAUAUGGACAGAGGAGAAAGGCUUGGCAUAAAACAUGACAAUUCUUUUCAUUCUAGCGUACCUUCUCAUCGACCUACAACAAGUCCAAAUACUUCAAAAUUUGCUCAGAAAUUUGGAGGGGUAGAAAAAUGUUCCAGAUGCGGUGACUCUGUGUAUGCAGCUGAGAGAGUAAUAGGAGCUGGAAAGCCUUGGCACAAAAAUUGUUUUCGCUGUGCCAAGUGUGGUAAAAGCCUCGAAUCAACAACUCUGACAGAGAAGGAGGGCGAAAUCUAUUGCAAAGGUUGUUAUGCAAAGAACUUUGGCCCCAAAGGAUUUGGCUAUGGCCAAGGCGCUGGUGCUCUUGUUCACGCUCAGUGACACAUUAGCUAUUUGGCACAGAGAGGGUUCUCUUUUUCCAAGGCUCAAUUUAAAAUGCUACCAUUUACUGUGAAACAGCUCUUGGCUUAUGCUACUGCUUUUCCUUAGGUACCGCAUGUAUUCCAGUCUUGAAGCAGAUUUUUACAUAACAUGUCAAUCAAUUUCAAUAAAGCUUUGUAUUUAGACACUCA